Messenger RNA from Symbiodinium pilosum, 519 nucleotides. NCBI's taxonomy places the organism in Eukaryota, Dinophyceae, Suessiales, Symbiodiniaceae. The record is from the annotation of a GenBank genome assembly.
GUACUCUUUAUUAUUUUGAGGAUGAUCUGGGUGUUGGCGGAAGUGGGGCCGGCCCGCAAGUCCCUGACGACGUUCUUUAUCCUGGCAUUGGGUAUUCCGAUGUAUCCCGUACUUGCUGCUCUUCUGCUGGCUCUCUUUUGGCUGAUUGCAGGCGUCAGUGUUCUUGCUGUAUCAUGCUUUGGACCCGCAGCGCUGGCCUUUUGGGCAUUCGUGCAGUUCUGGGACUUGAUGGAGGACUUUGUUUCAACAGAGAAGGCCAGAGCGCGACGAUUGGGAAGACGCAACGCCACAGCAGAAGACAUCACGUGCUGGGAGCUGAUUUGUGGAUUGUUGAUCGGCGUGCUGAGCUGCUGUAGCUUCGGCCUGCUUUCGCUUGUGUUGACCAUACUGAAGUCUCCGCUUGUGAUUCUUUCCGUUCUGCUCCGCUAUGUCUACGAGUCUUGUUGCUGUUGGCUGAUCCUGGUACAUUGUCGAUGCCGGCCCUUCUGUUCUUGCUGUGCCGCGUCACGCGAGAUCCAG